AUGGAUCCGACCCGUACUAAGCUAAGCCGGAACUACGUCUGCCGCAUUCCCCUGCAAGCCUUCUCCGCAUCGCCUCCGCCUUUCCAACGAGAUGACAAGACGCAUUAUAUUGGAUGCCAUGGGUUGGGGCCUCUGUGUUUGCUAAUACUCUACCAAGUACCCAAGCGCACCCAAAAUUCCCCAUUUACCAGUCCCUUGCACCUCAUCAUCAAACCAACCAACUGGCCACACUCAAAAUGCGACCCCUCAAGUUCCUCAUGCUACCAACAAUCCUUUCUCUGGCGACAGGGCACAUCCGCAGACUGUCCCGCCAACUGGCUAGAAAAUAGCUUCCAUGUCACACGCUGCUGCUACGGCAACAUGGUCGUCGCUGAGAAAGGCGCCUACUGCUGCGUCUACGACCUAAGACCACCCACCGAGACGACAACCGCCAAUACCGCGACCACCACUUCCGAAACCGACUGGUCCACGGUUAACGAGUCGUGCGUUGCGAAGGUUCCUUUCACGGCCAGUGACUACUCAAGUCAAGUUUCGUCGGCAUCCAGCAAGGCCGUGGCUAGUACAAAUGCCUCGAGUGGCAAGGUGACUAGUACGGAUACUGCAGCAGCUGCAACCAGAACUGGCUCUGGCUUUAGCUCGUUUGUCGGCUCGCAGACACCUUCUACGACUUCGAAUGGGGCAAUUCCCAUUGCCACGGCGCAAGAGUUUGUGGCUGGGGGUGCGGCGAUUGCGGCGGCACUUUUUGUGCUGUGA
Penicillium argentinense is the source of this 753-nucleotide messenger RNA. RefSeq lists its product as uncharacterized. Bases 1 to 753 code for a protein of 250 amino acids. The record is from RefSeq and is a predicted model, not a curated record. Lineage: Eukaryota; Fungi; Ascomycota; Eurotiomycetes; Eurotiales; Aspergillaceae. The transcript has a single exon.